Molecule: messenger RNA, 2865 nt
Organism: Eutrema salsugineum
Lineage: Eukaryota; Viridiplantae; Streptophyta; Magnoliopsida; Brassicales; Brassicaceae
Product: alpha-glucosidase
Exons: 6
Coding region: 55-2781 (908 amino acids)
Biological process (GO): carbohydrate metabolic process
Molecular function (GO): carbohydrate binding; hydrolase activity, hydrolyzing O-glycosyl compounds
Source: RefSeq, a predicted model, not a curated record
AAAAACUUUGAUGAAGAGAAAACAAAAAAAAAAAGUCUGAAACCAAAAAUCAAAAUGUCACCACUUCAGUGGUUUCCUACUAUCCUCAUCGUUGUCGUCGUCUUCUUCUGGAGCUUACCUUUGCCCUCACAUGGAAGCUCACAAGUAUUAGCAGAAGAUGAAGAAGUCACAGUCGUUGGAUACGGCUACGUCGUCAGAUCAGUGGCCGUUAAUUCCAACCAGAAGGUUUUGACGGCGAAGCUUGAUUUGAUCAAACCAUCGUCCGUUUACGCACCAGAUAUUCAAACACUUAGCCUUCAUGUCAGCUUGGAGACAAGUGAGCGUUUGAGAAUCAGACUCAGGGAUUCUAGUCAACAAAGAUGGGAGAUACCGGAAACCGUAAUUUCUCGCGCCGGAAACCACUCUCUACGCCGUUUCUUACCGGAAGAGGGCGGAGGAAACUCGUCGGAGAACAAUAUCCUGGAAGAUCCAUCAUCGGACUUAGUUUUCACCCUCCACAACACCACGCCCUUCGGUUUCUCCAUUUCCAGAAGAUCCUCCGGCGAUGUCCUCUUCGACACAUCGCCGGAUCCAUCAGAUCCAAACACUUACUUCGUCUUCAAAGACCAAUUCCUUCAACUAUCUUCCGCGUUACCGGAAAACCGAUCGAAUCUGUACGGUCUCGGAGAGCACACGAAGCGAUCGUUCAGGCUAAAACCCGGCGACACCAUGACUAUGUGGAACGCCGACAUCGGCAGCGAGCAUCCCGAUGUCAACCUUUACGGAUCGCACCCGUUCUACAUCGACGUAAGAGGAUCAAACGGCCACGAUGAAGCAGGGACGACUCACGGCGUUCUCUUGCUGAACAGCAACGGAAUGGACGUGAGGUAUGAGGGAAAUCGGAUUACUUAUAAUGUGAUCGGCGGUAUCAUUGAUCUCUAUGUGUUCGCCGGACCAUCGCCGGAAAUGGUGAUGAAUCAGUAUACAGGGUUUAUCGGAAGACCUGCACCUAUGCCUUACUGGUCAUUUGGAUUUCAUCAGUGUCGGUAUGGAUACAACAAUGUCUCAGACCUUGAAUCUGUAGUUGAUGGAUAUAAAAAUGCUGGAAUACCUCUUGAGGUUAUGUGGACGGACAUAGAUUACAUGGAUGGCUACAAAGACUUCACUUUGGAUCCCGUGAAUUUCCCCGAGGACAAGAUGAAAUCGUUCGUGGAUACACUUCACAAGAGCGGUCAGAAAUACGUGCUGAUCUUAGAUCCUGGUAUCAAUGUGAAUAGCUCUUACGGGACAUAUGAAAGAGGGUUGAAAGCGGAUGUUUUCAUAAAACGAAAUGGUGAGCCUUAUCUCGGUGAGGUUUGGCCUGGAAAAGUAUACUACCCUGACUUCUUGAAUCCAGCUGCUGCAACUUUCUGGAGCAAUGAAAUCAAGAUGUUCCAGGAAACUCUCCCAUCGGAUGGUGUGUGGCUUGACAUGAAUGAGUUAUCAAAUUUCAUAACUUCACCUCUCUCCCCUGGAUCCUCACUCGAUGAUCCUCCUUACAAGAUCAACAACUUAGGGGGCAAAACGCCGAUAAAUAAAAAAACAGUACCCGCAACAUCUAUCCAUUUUGGAAACGUUAGUGAAUACGAUGCGCAUAACUUGUAUGGACUCUUGGAAGCUAAAGCUACUCACCAAGCCAUAGUGGAUUUAACGGGCAAGAGACCGUUCAUUUUGUCAAGAUCCACGUUUGUAAGCUCGGGGAAAUACACGGCUCACUGGACCGGCGACAAUGCUGCAAAAUGGGAGGAUUUGGCUUACUCGAUCCCAGGAAUUCUCAACUUUGGGCUGUUUGGGAUUCCAAUGGUUGGAGCUGAUAUCUGCGGUUUCUCAUAUGAUACCACAGAGGAAUUAUGUCGUCGAUGGAUCCAGCUCGGAGCAUUUUACCCUUUUGCAAGAGAUCAUUCGUCCAAAGGUACUGCUAAACAAGAACUGUACAUCUGGGAUUCGGUUGCUUCUUCUGCAAGAAAGGUUCUCGGCCUUCGUAUGAGACUGCUCCCACAUCUUUACACACUAAUGUACGAGGCUCACGUUACCGGUGUCCCGAUUGCGCGACCGCUCUUCUUCUCCUUCCCUAGUGACACUAAAACCUAUGAGAUUGAUUCGCAGUUCUUGAUCGGAAAAAGCAUAAUGGUAUCUCCGGCGCUGGAGAAAGGUACAACUACCGUCGACGCAUAUUUCCCCGCCGGAAUCUGGUUCGAUAUGUUUAACUAUUCGAUUGCUGUCGGUGGAGAUUCCGGUAAGCACGUUAGGCUUUAUACUCCGGCCGAUCACGUCAAUGUUCAUGUUCGAGAAGGUAGCAUUGUGGCUAUGCAAGGGGAAGCAAUGACAACUAGAGAAGCCAGAACGACACCGUUUGAGCUUCUAGUUGUAGCCAGCAAGGUCGAGAACAUCUCCGGCGAAGUGUUUCUCGAUGACGGGGAGAACAUACGGAUGGGAGAGGAAGGAGGGAACCGUGAUUGGACCAUCGUGAAGUUCUGGUGCUAUGUGACUGGAAAAUCCGUGGUACUGAGAUCGCAAGUGGUGAACCCAGAGUAUGCGUCGAGAAUGAAAUGGAGCAUCGGGAAAGUGACGUUUGUUGGAUUCGAGAACGUGGAGAGUGUGAAAGCGUACGAGGUUAGGACAGGUGAGAGAUUGAGGAGUCCGAGAAUCUCUGUUAUUAAGACGGUCGUGGACCAUGAUGAUCCGAAAUUUAUGAGUGUGGAGGUUUCUAGACUGUCGUUGCUUGUUGGGAAGAAGUUCGAGAUGCGAUUGAAAUUGACUUGAAGAAAGUAUAUAUACCCAAUUCUAUGAUAAAUUGUGGAUGCUUAAUGAAUAAAGAAGAGUUUGUGAGUAAAGAUUUCAUAGUUU